Messenger RNA from Hordeum vulgare subsp. vulgare (domesticated barley), 6706 nucleotides. RefSeq lists its product as uncharacterized. The record is from RefSeq and is a predicted model, not a curated record. The transcript has 6 exons. The coding region runs from base 210 to 6605 and encodes 2131 amino acids. NCBI's taxonomy places the organism in Eukaryota, Viridiplantae, Streptophyta, Magnoliopsida, Poales, Poaceae. Gene Ontology annotation, biological process: meristem maintenance; meristem development.
UACCAAUGACCCAAGCGGAGGGAGAAGACUGGCUGUCAGCCCGUGAGGACAGAGGAAUUGUGCCCCCAUUGAAGAAGCCGAAGAUGCAUCCUCUGAUCUAUCCGUUGUCCAUCCACUGAUCUCUAACCCCCCACACUAAACCCACGAAUCCUCUUCUAAAGGACGCCACCGGCAUCCCCGUCGCCGUCGCAGUCGCAGUCGCAGUCGCCAUGUCCUCCGACGAGCUCCUUCUCGUCCAGGAGCUCCCUAUGGACAUGCACUCGGACGGCGGCGCUCCUCAGCGCCGCCUGGCCCACGUCCUCCUCCCUCUCGACCGUGCCCCUGGCCCGCCCCCUUUCCGCCCACCUCCCCCUCCCUCCGCCGCCACCGCCGCCGAGUUUCGCGUCGCCUUCAGGGGCUGGCUCGGCGCCCCGCGCCACUGGGAGCUCUGGGUCGCCAAGCUACGCCCGAUCCACGAGCGCCUCUGGCGGGAACUUGGGAUCUUCGACGCCGUCCUCGCCUCCACCUACAGGAUCAAGAGGGACGCUCCCGCCGUGCUCCACCUCGCUUCCUUCUGGUCCCCUUCCACCAGCACCUUCGCCUUCCCCUGGGGCGAGGCCACCAUCACGCUCGAAGACGUCGCUGUGCUCGGGGGCUUCCCCGCCGACGGCUCCCCCGUGCCCGCGCCGCUGCCGCCCCAGUUGCGCCCGGACGAGGCGGCGCUCAACGGGGUGCGCCUCGACUUCAACCGGAGCGCCUGCAAGAAGGCGCACCACGCCGCCUGGAUGAAGCACUUCCUCACGGACACGGACAUGGACGCCGUCAUCGAGCACGCCGCCUUCCUCGCGCUCUGGCUCACACGCUUCGUGCUCCCGGGCCACCCGGAGUCCACCAUGCGCCAGUCCCUCUUCCCGCUUGCUGUCCGCAUGGCGCGCGGUGACCGCGUCGCCCUUGGGCCAGCCGUGCUCGCCUCCCUGUACCGGGACCUGCGUGAGAUGAAGACUUACUUGGUGGCUGCCGGCGCAACAGGCGGCAAUGCGGAGUUGCUGUCUCCCUUGUCAGUUCAUGCGCCACUCUACAUCCUUCAGUUGUGGAUGUGGGAGCGGUUCCCUGUACUCUGGGAUGGAAAGCCCAACCUAAUCAAGGAUGGCGAGCCAAGGGCAGCUAGCUGGCAUGAUGUGAGCAAGAAGAUGAAUCCAAUGAUGAUCCGCGAGGUCCUCAAUUCGGGGAAGAAUUUUUUAUGGCGGCCCUAUACGAGCUCGGAGCAAGCAUGCAAGGACCAUAGCGGGUGGGUUCGUGGCAGUGAUAUAAAUGAGGACGAGGAAUUGAUUUCACUUGCGCAUUGCCUGCAUGCUUGUGAGCUAGUGGGGAUGGAUUGCAUUGAGCAGUACCUCCCACACCGUGUUGCAAUGCAGUUUGGACUGGACCAAGAUGUGCCUGGGGACGUUCGCCGAGCAAAUGAGGAUUGGGGGGUUGCAUGGGAGACCUACGAUUUGGAGGGGAAGAGCGUAGCUAUCUUUACCCCUUGCUCUGAACCAGGAGUCACUGCUCGGUAUGCAGAGUGGUGGAGACAGCCAUUGCCACCUGACCUUGAUGUUGGGGCAGGAAGCAUUUCUGUGGAAGGGAAGCUUUCCAAGCGUAAGGUGAAGAAGACACGGGCAGCCAUGGAAGCCGAGGUAGAGAAGGAACGGAAAAUGAAGAAGGCUCGAAUCUCCCCUAAUAAUGAUAAAAAGCGAAAACUUGAGGAGCUGUAUGAUGCGAAGCUGUCGGAUUGGCUUGCAGCUGGAAGGAACGGGAGCAGUGGAACUAGUGGUGGCAGUUGCAAAAGGGGAUCCUCGCCAAAAUCUGAUGCUGGAUCAGAUAAAUCCCUGUCAGCUAGUGCUGGAACUAGAGAUGAUAUUGUACUUGUGCCAAGGAAGCAGUUGCCAACUCCUACUGUAAAUCUGAGGAAGGAUACGGAUAUGAAUCUCGGUCGGGGAGAUGAUGGGAACUUCAUGACUAAGUCUCUGGUUGGGACAAAGUACAAGGGUGUGUAUUUGAAGGGCUCUAUGGCAGGUGAUGUAGAUCAUUUAGUAAAUGAGCCAUACUUUGACGAGACAGUGGUGUCAACUGAAAUCUCUACAUUCAAUGAAGAUGCCAAGGAUGAAUGGAGUGACCAGAUUUUGAAAAAUACCAGUGAGCUGGUCAGUGGAGAACCUCCUGCUGUCCCUAAUAUGCCUGAGGAGAUUAAACCUUCAAUAUCUAUUGAGAGAGAAGAAUGCAGUGAUCUCUUGACUGAUGUUGAUUUCAGUGAGGAUGGCACAGAGGAAGGUAUCACAGUUGAUAAGCCCACAAAUUUCUCCACUGCACCUGAAGGAGGCGAUGCUGUGAUGAUGGAGGAAAAAAUAGUCAAUCUUCUUGAAGACAAGCAUCUUGAUGCUGCAGCUAGACCUGAAGAAGGCACCAUUAUUACUCAGGAGUUGGAGAAGAAAGCCAAACUUGUAGUUGACGAGUCUUGUGGUAUGUCAAAUAGACCUGAAGAAGUUGUUGCUCUUGUCACGAAAGACAUAGAAGAAAAGGGUAAUGCAGCGGUAGCUAUUGAAGGUAGCGCAGUUUCAGAAGGAGUUGGAAGGGUUGGGGAGGGAACAAGUCAUUCUGUUGGAGUCUUGUCAGGGAGCAAACAAGGAGCCUAUGCAGGUGUUACGAAUAAUCCUCAGGAGACAGCAGCUUUGCCUGAGGAAAUACUUCCAGUUCAGCAGGCAAAUGAUGUUGGUGAAUGUGUUGGAAUGUCAUGCAUAAUGGAGGAUACUUGUGCUGCUGCUGGAGUGGCAACAAAUGAUGAAACUGCUUUAGAUUUUGUCAUGGAUGAGGAGAGGGAGAUUUCCUGUAAAGAAGAAAUUGGAGGAGAAAGCAAUCAGAUGGCUAUGAAAGAUAGCGAGCAGAAGCCUCAGGAAGCUCCUCCAGUUGACAUUGUAGAAUGUGGAGAAGACAUUACUCUUAUGAAAAAAGACAAUAAGGGUGAGCACGGAAAUGUUCCUCAGACAGUGGAGGCAGUGACCACUGGCAUUAAUAUGACUGCAGUUCUUUUGGAUGUUCCGGAAGAAGGGAGUGCAGACGUGGAUAAAGCUCUGAAUCUAACACAGAAAGACGCUGAAGAUGUGCACAAGAAAGUUGCAGAAGUAGAGGAUGCAGAACAGGUACAAAUUAAUACUAUGGCAAAUGAUGGGGCACAUGAGGGGCACAACGAAGUUGCUGAAGUAGAGGAUGUAGAACAGGUACAAAUUAAUACUAUGUCAAAUGGAGGGGCAAGUGAGGGGCACAACGAAGUUGCUGAAUUAGAGGAUGCAGAACAGGUACAAAUUAAUACUAUGGCAAAUGGAGGGGCAAAUGAGGGGCACAACGAAAUUGCUGAAGUAGAGGAUGUAGACAUUGCAGAGGCAGAGAUGCGUGCAGAGUUUGAUACUGAGAAACCUGGGGAAGCUACAGAAGCAGGGCAUGCAGAUAUGGAUGACGGUAAGAGAUUAACAGGGAGAGAAACUGUUGAGGAUCCUGGAGAUGUUCUUGAAGGUGCACAUGCAGAAGCGGAAAAGGCUAGGGAGCUCAUAGAGAACAACUACGAUGAUAAGCUAGCAGAGUUUCCUGGUAUAGCACAUGCAGAAAUGGAAGAGGUAAAUAAUUUGAUGAAGGAAGAUGCAGAUGAGAAGUUUGAGGAAGUUUUUCAUAUACAAAGUACAAAAAUGAAAGGAACUUAUAAGCCAAUGGAGGAAGAUACCGAUGCUAAUCUUCGGGAAGUUUUUGACGUAGAGCAUGCAGAAACCAAACAUACAAAGGUUUUGGUUAAGGGAGUUGCAGACAAGAAGUUUGAAGAAAAUUCUGAAUUGAGAAGUAUAGGGAUUGAUGGCCCUCAUGGGCCAAUGGAAGAAAGUAAUGAUGGUAAGGUCAAGGCAGUACCCAAAGUGAACGUGGAAGUAGAACAAGCCAAUAGGACUGUGAGGGGCAAUGAUAGGCCCGACAGCAUCCUGCAAAUAGGCUUUCCAGCAAGGGACGAAGCCAACUGCUUGGCCAAGAAAGAUAUUGAAGAAGAUAAUGCAGAAGGAAAGUGCACGAGCAUAAACAAUGAGGCACCAAUUGAGAAAGAUGCAAAGCAGGCCAAGAAAGAUAUUGAAGAAGAUAAUGUGGAAGUUCCACAAGGAAAGCACAUGAACAUAAAUGAUGAGGCACCAAUUGAGAAAGAUACAAAGCAAAAGCCCAAUGCAGGUGGCAAGGAUUUACCAGAGAAAGAAGUCGAUGGGUCCAAAGAGAUUUACCAAUUGAAACGAGAAGAAGGGGAGGAAUGCAAGGUGUUAAGGGCGAAAGAUACCGAGGAGAAUACUAAGGAUGCUCUUGGGGUUAAACAGGCAGAAGAACGGCAAGGGGAAGCACUGACAGCAGAAUAUAUGUACAACUACAUUGAAGAAAAUACUCUAGUUGAGCAGGUGGAUGGACAAAGCAAAACACUCACAAGGAUAGGUGUUGAGGAAAAUCCCAAAGAUAUCACUCAAGAACAGAAAAAAGAAUUUGACAAUGAUACAGUGGAAUCUUUAAAGAAUUCAAUCAAUAGUUUGUUAUGUAGCCCAGCCAUCAUACAGUCAAAAGAAGGGCAGAAGGAAGUUCCUAUUGCAGGCAUGACGGAGAAGCAUUGCCUUCAGGAUGUUGGGUUGAUAAAUGAGAGGGAAUCAUUGUCUGAUGGAGCUGCUAUGGAGAUUCAAGGAGUAGAUGGCCACAAAACUUUGGACAUGCAUGAGGAAGUGUCUAUUAAACAGAUACAUGAGUGUGGAAUAAUAUUCGAAAAUAAGGAGACGCAAAUAUUGGAAGACAACCAUAUGGUAGGAAAUGAAUCUAAUGAUUUGGUUCUUAUGGAGGUUGAUGAAACUUGGUCUGCAGUCGAAAUUCACAACCAGGAGGCUUUGGACUUGGACAAGCAACAAACAAUGGAGGAAAGACAAGAUAUAGGACCUACAAUAGAGAACAAGAAAAUGGCAAUGUUAGGAAAUGUCAUUACGCUUGGGUGCUGUGAGUUUCAAGCUGAUUCACCUGAGACCGAAAUUAAUGAGGUCCUGUCUACCAGAGGAAUACAUAAUCAGGAGCAUUUGGACAUUAAGGAAGAACAAGUAUCGGAAAAAGAAUUGGGGUGUAUAAUCACAGAAGGAAAUGCAAGAUCCUUGGUGGUGGUCGAUACACUUGGUGGUGGUGAAGCAGAUACCACUGUGGCUAUCGUGGAUGUUAGCAAGGCCAAUUGUGUUGAAGGAAUACAAAAUAUGGAAGCGUGCGGCAAAGAUGAGUUGCAGGCAAGGCAGGACAAACAGCACAAUGGUGUUGGAGAUGGGAGGAUCUUGGAAGGCAUGAGCGCCAAUGAUAGUGGUGACGUGGGAACACGGAACCAGUGGGAUUUAUGCAUGGAGAAAGAACCGGCGGUGCUGGACAAGCAGGACGAGGGAACAACAGAUGAGAGCACAGGGAGAAUGUUGGUUGACACAGCUGCACCUGAAUGUGGUGAAGCUAAAACUGAUGUGACCAUGAAAAUGAAUAAUGAUGUUCUUUGUACACAAGCUGUUAAUAUGGCGGAGGAUAAAACUUCUUCGCAAAACCAGCAGAAAUGUGUACCAUUGGGAGACCACAAUAAAUCAGAUCCACAGGAACCAGCGGUGCUGGAGGACGAGAGAACAACAGAUGAGAACACGGGGAGAAUGUUGGUUAACACAGAUGCACCUGAAUGUGGUGAACCGAAAUCUGAUGGGACCAUGAAAAUGAAUAAUGAUGCUCUUUGUACACAAGCUGUUAAUAUGGCAGAGGAUAAAGUUUCUUCCCAAAACCAGCAGAAAUGUGUGUCAUUGGGAAACCACAAUAAAUCAGAUGUUGAAGGCUCUGGAUGGAAUCAAACUGCAAGAAAAGAGUCCAAGGGGACUCUUCAGUCAGAGUGUGAACAUGAGAUAGAAGUGAAACAAGAAAUUUUAGAGAAUAAAACAGAGUUGCCCAUUGGUAGAGAGAAUGAUGAAGCGUCGGAACAAGAGCAGACCUACGCAGAGAAUAAUUCAACUGCUCCUUCAGGUAUGGAUCACCGGGGUGAGAAUAAUAACAAAUGGGCUGAAGAAUCGAUAAAAAACUAUGGGAAGCAUGUUUCUGAUCCAGUAAACACAGGUUGCCAGACCAGUAAAUUUGGCCGACCAAGUAUUGAAGAGGUCAGGAGAAUACAUAGUGGCAGUAUCUCUGUCUAUCUGAAAGACAUCAAAGUAUCUCAGGAAAAAAAUCGUUCUGAUCCAUCAAAGAGUACAUAUAUAAACAAUGCUGGGUAUUGUUCUGGACAUGGAGCUCUGGAACCAGUUUCAGUCAGCAAGGAUAUCAAAGUUCCAUUGCAUGAUACUGGGAGGAUCUGUGGAAGAGAUCGUGCACUGGAGUUGGUGACAGGUCCACCAGAAGAGACGCCUCGAUGGAGACAAGAGCAAUAUGCACUUAAUAUUUUGGAAGAUGUGCAAAAUGCUCGCAUUGCUGAGAAAACUAGAAUGGAGAUGGAGAUCAGAAUACUGAAGGCACAGAUUGCUAGCAUGCAGAGACAAGUGAUGAACAUGGAUCAUGUUGGUGAGGUUAUUUCCAGAUCAAAAAGGCAUUGACCUUUAAUUAGCUCCAUGCUAAAUGAUAGGUUUGCAUAAAAUUUCAUGUAGAAUUGUACUUACUUUGUGAGAUCAAACACCAAUGCAUGCUAGUUUGUUCA